AUGGCCAAGAGAAGAUCAAAGAAUAGAACACAUGUUGUACAAACUGAAACUACAUUGAAAGGUAUUCCCAAGUCUAUGGUCAUUAGAGUUGGCCAAACUUCGUUUGCCAAUCACUCAUUGAACCAAUUAGUAAAGGAUUUUCGCCAAAUUAUGCAGCCACAUACUGCUAUUAAACUAAAGGAACGUAAAACUAACAAAUUAAAAGAUUUUGUAGUUAUGUGCGGUCCAUUAGGCGUUUCACAUCUAUUUAUGUUCACUCAAAGUGAAAAAACCGGUAAUGUAUCACUAAAAGUUGCCAGAACACCACAAGGUCCAACUAUUACUUUCCAAGUAGUGGAUUAUUCGUUAGAUAAAGAUAUAAAGAGAUUUUUAAAGAGACCCAAAUCGUUAAAGAGCGAUGACGUUUUAGAUCCACCAUUAUUAGUUUUAAAUGGGUUCACUACGCUAAAAAAGAAUGCUCCAAAUGAAGUUAAUGAAGAAGAUAAAGAAAAAGAAAAUGUUGAAAAAGUUAUUGUAUCAAUGUUUCAAAAUGUUUUUCCACCAUUGAAUCCAAGUAGUACAAGAUUAAACAGCAUUAAGAGAGUCUUUUUAAUCAACAAAGAUAAAGAAACAGAUGAAAUUUCAAUGCGUCAUUACUAUUUAGACGUUAGAGAAGUUGAAAUUUCAAAGAAUUUAAAAAGAUUAUAUAAAUCCAAGCAUAAUCUAAGUAAAUCAGUACCGAAUUUAAACAGAAAAGAAGAUAUUUCAUCAUUAAUUCUUGAUCAUGAUAUCGGUGCUUAUACAUCAGAAAGUGAAAUUGAAGACGAGCAAAUUGUUAAAGUUAUUGAUACAAAGGAUAUAAGAGCUAGAAAGUCUCUAAUAAAUAAAAACAAAAUUGCCACAGAAAAAGAUGAAGAAAAUGCUAAGGAAGCUGAGGAAGAUGAAGAUACCGUAAAGCAAGAAGAAACACGAGAAGAAUUAGAUGAUGAUGAGCCGAGUAUGGCGCCCAGAAAGAAAGCCAUUAAAUUGACUGAAUUGGGUCCAAGACUAACAUUAAAAUUAGUAAAAAUUGAAGAAGGUAUUUGUUCUGGUAAAGUGUUACACCAUGAAUUCGUUCAAAAAACAAGUGCUGAAAUUAAAGCCUUAGAAAAAAAGCAUGCUGAAAAGAUGAAAUUAAAAGAAGCAAGGAAGAAAGAACAAGAGGAAAAUAUUGCUAAAAAGAAAGCUGUUAAGGACGCUAAGAAAGCCCGUAAAGAUGAAAGAAGAAAAAUUAGAAAAAUGCAAGAAGAAAAUAAUGGCAAGAAUGGAGGAGAAACUAUUGAAAGUAACGAAGAUGAGAACAGUAGUAGUGACAGUGAUAGUGAUGAUGAAGCUCAUUAUGGAGAUGUUCCAGAGGAUAUUGAUUCCGAUUUAUAUAGUGAUGUCGAUGUCGAAUAG
Henningerozyma blattae CBS 6284 is the source of this 1416-nucleotide messenger RNA. Its product is annotated as Brix domain-containing protein. The transcript has a single exon. Gene Ontology annotation, cellular component: preribosome, large subunit precursor. Gene Ontology annotation, biological process: ribosomal large subunit assembly; rRNA processing. The coding region runs from base 1 to 1416 and encodes 471 amino acids. Gene Ontology annotation, molecular function: rRNA binding. The record is from RefSeq and is a predicted model, not a curated record. Lineage: Eukaryota; Fungi; Ascomycota; Saccharomycetes; Saccharomycetales; Saccharomycetaceae.